AUGGACUACUCUCCACGAUAUUAUCAGCCAUUUACUCUGCGCGAAGCAAUCGCUCUGGAUGUCUCCGUUAUAACCGAAGAGAUUUCGCGGCUUCAAAACUCUUUACGGAAACUGCGCGAGACGCAAUCUAUUCUUCAAGAAGAGCAACACGACCCAGAUAUCAAGAAGGCAUAUGAAGAGAACGAACAAGUGAUUGGUUCUCAGCAGGAGCGCAUUACGAUUCUGAAGAUGGCAUUAACAGAAAAAGGCCUAAUGACGGGUUUACACUACGAUUUACAACCCACUCAGCACAUACUCGAACCUCCUGUGACUACAGGAAGCUCGGAACAUGGCCAUGAAAAUAGGAUUACUAGUGAAGAGGGAGGUUUUAAAUUCAAGAAGCUGCAAAGCCAUCGAGCAUGA
Messenger RNA from Psilocybe cubensis, 402 nucleotides. RefSeq lists its product as uncharacterized. Bases 1 to 402 code for a protein of 133 amino acids. The transcript has 4 exons. The record is from RefSeq and is a predicted model, not a curated record. Lineage: Eukaryota; Fungi; Basidiomycota; Agaricomycetes; Agaricales; Agrocybaceae.